GGGCAAAAGCGGUGUAAUUUAUUGAUACUGUAAGGCUAGCUGUGUCAAUAGCGAACAUAAAUACUGGGUUACCCACAAAGCUUAAGAUUUAAUUCUCUGUUUUGAUUAGAUCUAGUGUCUGUGUGACUGUGUGUAUGACUAUAUAGGACAUGUAGCGGAGUACAGUGUAUGCUACACACUUGGGAACUGAAGAUUUAGUUUUGUUUUUAUAUGUAUGUAAGAUAGUUAUUGUCUAGGCACGGUUAAAUCAAACAGUUUUCAACUACAGUUUGGAUAUUUAAAAAAAAAAAAGUGUGAUGUGCUGUGGUCUUAGACUUUAUUCUUUCUAUACUGCCAUUGCGAAGUGCAACGAUUCAGUUGGAUUUUAAUGGAGUCAUAGCCAUCAGGAUAUCUUUGUCUUGACUUGGCGUACACAAGUGUUAGUUGGCGUUGCAUGGUUUCAAACUUGUGUGCGGUAGGGUCUACUUGUUAAACCUGAACAAUGAACAGAGAUCAUAUGAACACAUCCCAGAAUCCAAGUUUUGUUGUUAUCAAGUACGGAGACGAUAAAGAAGCUCUACUCAACCCCAGGUGUCCGACACAGACGUUUGUUCAAUGCAUCAGAAGAAUCUGUGAUUGUGACAAUGACAUGGUACUUGAUUUGGUUGAUCUUGACGGACAAAUAAAAAACUUGCCAAUGUCUUCAGAAGAUUAUGCAUCAGAUUACGUCACCGGAAGAGAGACUUACGUUGUCAUACGAGUGGAAAAGGAAGGUGAAAAUGGACCAAACCGAUAUAUUUCUUUACUAAAUCAUUUAGACAAGAUCAACCCAGAUUUACUUGUCAAACUAAAUGACCUUUCAAGACCUGAACGAAGUGGUAAGAGAUUCAAGAAAACUUCUGUCCGAGGAAGGAAGCCAAUAGCAAGAUAGACAGACAAGAGUGUUAUUUAAUUAGUCUAGAAUAAAUAGACCUAUAUUGUUGAAUAAAAAAAAACACCCUUUCAGGGAAAGAAAUCCUCGAACGACAACCAAAGCUGUUCACUGUAUUUUCACUCUUGAAACACUUUUAACAUUUCAUUUUAAAGCCAAAGUAAAUUUCAAUUCAUUUAUAUUUCAAUUUAUAUUUCAAUUUAUUAUAAUAAAUAUGCAUAAACCAAAAUGAUACAGUGCAGAUAUUAUACCUUAACAGUAUCUUUAAAAUUUCAAUUCAUAUUAACCAGCAAUAAAAUUGUGUAAUAUCUAUAAUUGUUUCAACAUAAACAAACAAGGAAAGUUACUCUCAUCAUAAAAAAAUACAGCAGUCUCUUUUUCUAUUUUCCCUGUUUCUCUUAGCAAAUGUAAACAAAAAAUGUGUGUAGGGUGAAAGAAGGUGGAGGCACAAGAAAAAUUCUAUUUGCACUAUUGAUGUUUCACUGAGACAAGCAUUAUGUGCCUCAUAAUGACCCUGGUUAUGUCUGGUCUUUAGUAGAAUACCUACAUUAAUGUAAUACGUUUACGACAUGUACUACCAAUGUUGUUUUACCAGUUAAAAUCAAAUCAAAGAUUACUGUAGAAAUAAAAUAUUUAGAGCCGAAAAAAACACCAACAAAUUUGUAGACUUUUGAAUAAAUACCAACAAGUUUUGAGAUUAUCUCAGUAAUAACAAUAGCCCAAAAAAAAAAUUUAUUUAAAUGUUCAUCUGAGAACUCAGUAUAAAUCAAUAAUAACAAAAAUAAUAAUAAAGUAGAUUUUUCUAACAUUAAAAAUUACACAUGGAUAAAUUGGCUAUAUCCCACAACAAUUGUUUCAAUAAUUUGAUCACACGAAUAUUGUUUUGUACACAAACAUUGCAACAAUUAAUGUAUUUUUUUUUUUUUACAAUGUACAGACAGUGAUCUUGCUGGGUACUGGUCUAUAUUGUGAUAAGUUCAUGAAACUUUUAGAUGAUGAUUGUAAGGAUUGACUGAGCUGUAAGCCAAGGGAAGGGAGGCACCAUAUUCUUUGGUGUACAUUCUUUUGCCAUUUAAGUAAUUGUAUAUAUAUAUAUAUAUUCACAUUUUUAAAGCAAUCAAAUAUCACAUAUAUAUAUGUAUAUGAUAUUUGAUUGCUUCUUUUAAAAUGGGAAUAUAUAUAUACAUUAACUUAAAUGUUUACUAAAUGUUUUUACAAAUACAUGUGAGAAUAUAUACAUAUCUCGCAUGUAACCACAUUUAGUAGUGUCUAUUCUUAUAAUAAUACUUUUAAUGUCUAUAUUAAACGUAUUAAAGCAUAAGACUCAUGCAUAAUAUUACGCAUAAUAUUAUUACCAUUUAGCUACUAUGUAUAUUUUUGUAAGCAGUGGGGAUUCUGUUAAUGAUUUUAAAUUGUUUUGAAGAUAAAAGAUUUGAUUUAAUUUAUUUUGUAUUCCCCUUAAAAGACUAUUUUAUAACGUAAGGGUCAAUAUUUCUAUUUUAACUAAAAUAAUGUGAAUAAUGUCAGAAAAUAAAGACAAGUACAUGAUGUUUUCAAAACAUGGACAAAUCUGGUUUUACCUGUAUGAUCAUUAUACAUAUUUAUUAAAUUAAGAACGAAAAAUUAAUUUCAUUGAUAUGUUUACAACCUAGUUCUUAUAUAACUAAGUAAAGUUCCUCUUUCAGACUUUGCAAUCUAAGGGGCAGAUGAUGUAAAGGUCAUCUGUUACUAUACUCCAUGGUUAACAAGGGUGUCAUGUGGCCAGCACAAAGAACAUCCUUUAUUUUUCCAAAACUAAUGUCAAGUACCCAUUAGAGCUGGAUUGACUCAGACACUCCUUAUAAAUAUAAAAAAUCCCAGUCUUCAAACCUGGAACCCCUCAGUUCAGAAGACAAACACUCAACCACUCAGCCGCCGUGCCUCCUUUAAAAAGAUACAUUGAGAGAAAUGAGGCAUUGAUUUAUUUUACCACAAAAACGAUAUUCUUUGUUAUCAUACUAGUCUUAAGCCUGAACAAAUACAAUUAUUUUGGGAUAACAUAAUAAAUAUAUAAGCAUAGAGUAAGCAGUUUUACCUGAUUGUAUAUUAUGAAUACAUGUAAGACAGAUAAGAAUGUUACUUUUGUAGACCAGUAUAGAAAAAAACAAAGCAGCUUAAUAAUUUGUUCCUUACUGGAAGUCAAGAUCUAUAAAUGGACUGAUACAAGUCAACACGACAGAGAUCUAAUCAGAUCCAAAGCUUGUAAGCUUGUAAACAAUAACAUUUAGCAAAACACUCAAAACAUUGUUUACUGCACAUGUCAAAUAGAUAUAAAUAUUUAACUAACAAUGUACUCCAAAGAAAACAAAAUUUAACAUAUGGUCAUUCCUUUAAAUAUACAGUUGUUAUGUACUGUUUCUAACAUAAUCACCAUGCAAUAAAAAUAGUUAAUAUUUGUGCUACUACAAUGAAAAAAAAAAUAUGGUCAUGGUGUUACACAUUUUUGUUUACAUUUUUACUUAUUUUAUUGAAAUAAUUCUUUGUAUAUACACACCAAUAGAGACGCUGCCUGAAAAAAAAAAAGAUUAUUUUGCGAAUUAUUAAUUCAACAUAAACUCUUUUAAAUAACACAGUAUAUUAUAAUUAUCAACAAAAUGGGCCUAUGAAAAAAAGACAUCUGAUUUAUGCUGAACUAAAAUGACAAAAAUUUAUAAGCUUUCUGAGAAAAACGUGCGGAAUUUAAAUUUUCUUUAUUGCAUGACUAGUUUUUAUCUGUGUGUGGCACUACUGCUAAAGAAUAUUAAUUUACAAUUUAAUAAAAAAACAUUUUUCUUUUAGAGAUGAAAAAAAAGAUUCUAAAUGAAAUUUUAUAAAUCCAAUCAAGCAACGCCACCUGCGCUGGCUCGGACAUGUUUGCCAGAUGGGGGACAAUCGCAUCCCGAGAAUCAUUCUGUACAGGCAACUUGCGUCUGGUUCAAGAAAAACUGGUCGCCCCCACCUCCAUUAUGUUGAUGUGAUAAAAAGGGAUUUAAAAUCAGUAAACAUUGAUACUGACCAUUGGGAAGACAUAGCUUUAGACCACACUAGUUGGAGAGACGGUGACCAUGAAAGCUAUAGACAGCGAGAAAACAUGGGCCUCAAUUCUUUAAAAGCGUGCCACAAGAUAAAUGGCCAGCUCCUCUACCACAUAGCGAACUCCACCUUGACAUGCAAUAUAUGUGGACGGGAGUGUCUCUCUAAAAUAGGGCUCCACAGCCUUAUGCAAAAGUGUUCGAGAUGAACCAUAGUCGUUUCACGACUGAAGGAGGCCAAUGAUAAAUCCAAUCACUCAAAACAUAUUAACAAAGGCCAUUAUUUCUAAAUUAGAGUUAACUAUGUACAAAACAAACAAACUCAGCAGAAAAUUAUAAAAAAGCAGCAUACAAAUUUAAACAAAUUGGGAGUAAAAAGAAGAAUUGAUAAUUUUUUAGAACAAUUUGAAAUCAAGAUUUGUUUGCUAUUUAAUUAGCCUGACACUUAUCAGAUGGUUGAAGAACAAAUGUACUGCUUCAGUCAGGGGGAACAAUACUGAAACUAUUCAGUUAGAAAUUCAUGGCAUCACACAUGACAGUUAUGCCUAGAAACUACUUUAUUUUAUUGUUAAAACUUUUUAAAAUUUUAAUUGCUAUAAAGAAUGUAUUGCAAUUUGAUAAAAAUAUUUAUUUGUAAAUAAGAAUAUAAAAGCUAAUUUAGAAAAAAAAGAGUUGAAAUAAAAAUCAGUAUAGCGCUACAAUAACACAUACAAUCAAAUAAAUUUCUACAAAUGUAACUCAUUAUAUAAUAAAAAAAAAAAAUUGGUAUUUUUUAUAUGAAAUAUAUAUAAUAUAAAUUUAUCACACUGAAAUCUUCCCAUUGACUAGUUAUAAAUACAAAUAUUUGGCUUUGAUUAAAAGACAGAGCAAAAACAAAAAAA
Biomphalaria glabrata is the source of this 4841-nucleotide messenger RNA. RefSeq lists its product as uncharacterized. Lineage: Eukaryota; Metazoa; Mollusca; Gastropoda; Planorbidae. The record is from RefSeq and is a predicted model, not a curated record. Bases 482 to 910 code for a protein of 142 amino acids. The transcript has 6 exons.